GUCUUAUUAUCGUGUCCAUGUAACUCGCGUCUCCGCAACAGCAAACUAUGAAAUAUAAUUAAAAAAGAUCAAUAACAAAUGAUAAAUAAUAAUACACUGAAAUAAUGGCAAUGAAUAUGAACGGAGAAGGAUCACUGACUGAAAUUUAAGCAGAAACAUAAUAUACGAACAUGAUAAACUAUCACAUGCCGGAUGUGCAUGUAUGUGUAAAUAAUGCAUGACAAAUAUUUAGGAAAGUGGGAUUGACAACGACAGAAAAAGAAUUUGCUAAAAACAUUUAUUCCACAGGUUAGUUGUUUAACCAUGCUUGUUUGUGCAUAUUAUACAAGUAAUUUUUAAUAUAUCACGAAAAGUGUAAAUUACAGAUUCAUUCAGCAGACAGUGUCGGAAAGCAAGGCUUCAGUAAGGUACAAUUCCGCAGUAAACUAUAAAAUUUAAAUGCAAAAAAUGAAGGUUAACCCACACUAACUGCGUAUAACAUGAAUUAUGAAAAAAAAAAAAUACUGGCCUACUAGGAAGUACAUUUAUUCUAAAAGUCACUUAUCUCUCAAGGUUUGAAAGAGGUACUUACCUGUAAAGAGAAACUUGUCCUCGCACUCUACUCGGUGACUGGUAGCAUGAACUAGCAUGUUCUUGCAUUCUUUUACCUGGACAAUAAUAUCCUAACAUCACUCUUAGUGGACAAUCUUAUCUAACAUUACUCUUAUCUGGACAAUCUUAUCUAACAUUACUCUUAUCUGGACAAUCCUAUCUUAACAUUACUCUUUGUCCGGACAAUCCUAUCUUUGCAUUACUCUCUUCUGCACGGUUAUAACCUUAAAAUGCUCUUAAGACGGGAAAUCAAAUUCUUAAUUUUGCUUAAGCUAAUGAAUUAUGUCAUUUCGUUACUGACCCCAGAAGUGUAUAUAUAUAUAUAUAUAUAUAUAUAUAUCACAAUACGCCACACCAGAAAAAUCACGGGUUGUACAAGAUUUUCCUUCAUAUAUCGUGGAUGAGAACUCAAAACCAUCCCUAUGACCACAUGUUACGCGAGUAAGUAAUUAAGAUCACAGCUUUCAUGUCGGCUACUCUUAAGUACAAUAAAAUAAUAAAUAAAUGUAAACAGGAACGUCACCAUAGUCAAACAGGCUUGUAUCAGCCCAGAACAAAACUAUUUUAUUCAAACUCGAGUUAUCUGUUAGAUUUCCGGAUACAACAGAGAAGAGGUAUAUUACAUUGACAACUGACGCUGGUGGAAGCAUAACUUAAAAACCUAUCCUCGAAUAUAGUGUUUGCAGCCUUGUAAUUUAUAUGUGCUCAUGCCAAAGGUGAAUACUUAUGCAGAGCAACUUGCUUAACGAAGAUGUAUUCAUUGGUUACGUAUUAAUUUCUACAGCAAGAACACAAGAGCAGCCAGAAGGAUAGCUUUCACAUAUGCAGCAGCCCACUUAAGAAGAAAUUAUGCUUGUGUGUUAAUUGCCAUUUCUACUGGACCUAUUAAAUUGGCUUUAAGUUUAAGACAUAAAUGGGAGGUGGGGGGUUAGGCGAUAAUAUUGUGCCCGUUGCUCGAGUUUAUUCAGGCAGUGGAUUGAUCCUGCCUAGAAUAUGUCAUAUCGCCUAGUUUUUUGUAGCACUGUGGCCUAGUGGUAAAUGUCUGCAUGGUAUGAUGCAAGAUCUUGCAGACUUGUUUAUUCAUCAUGAAUUGCUCUGCCGAACAAGGAGAGUUUUUGUGUAACCCUGUGAAGUCAGUACGUGCCGCACAAAAUAUUUCAUUGGUUUUAAAUAAAAAGUGGGAAGCGCACUUUAAAAAUUUGGUGGAGAUGUGGUUUGGUAAGUAAUCAUUCCACCUAUCUUCCUAAGAGAAAGUUGUUUUUAUGCUGUAAUCAAAGAUCAUUGAAAAAGUGUGUGCCACAGCGUUGGCCACUGGACCGGGAUGUUUCUGCUCGUAAAAGACGAGCAGAUUGUGAAUGUGCUUACCAGUCCACCUCUUUAAAAACUAUUGACAUAGUUAUAACCAUUUAUAGUGAUGUAACAUUGAGAAGAAACUUGAUUGUAGGAACAGUUGUCCCGGACUGAUAGCCAUUCAGAUGCCAGGCUAUCAACAAAUGGCCCGGACUGACAGCCGUUCAGAUGCCAGCCUACCAACAAAUGUCCCGGACUGACAGCUGUUCAGAUGCCAGCCUACCAACAAAUGUCCCGGAGUAGUAGUUCAGAUGACAGCCUAGCAACAAAUGUCUCUGCCUACCUACAGUUCGAAUGCCAACCUACCACACAGACUGGAUGAUGGUGCAUUAUAAGGUGUGGACAACUGAACUAAAUCUUGACGCACUGUAGCUGCUAUGACGCCUAUGUACUAGUAGCAAUGCUUUAUAAUUAUUUUUAGGUCAACAUGUAGAUAUUGUGUGCGUACUUGGCGAGACAAAAGCAAAAUGAAGAGAACAAUUGAGAGUAACCUGUAAAGAUUGGAUAUCUUGCUUAUAAGUAGUGCUUGAGUAAUAGUAUUAAACAUUAUGUAAUCAGUAUGAGGCACAACCCGUACACAAUAAUUGACAUUAAUGAUCGCAUUUAUAAAACCACGUCAUCAGGCCUUGUGCUUAGCUUGAGGAAAGCCAGGAUUCCAUUAGAAAUCUUGCGAUGCACAAAGACGCAGUGUAGUGGUUAUUGUGUAUUUAAAAAUAAUCCAUUUGGACUACUGAUACACUACAAAAAAAUGUAAAAAGAAUAAAAGACUGGAAAAGAAGCUGUGGGGCAGUGUCGUAGCCAGUUUGGCAGACUUAUUUAGUGAAGUUGGUAGCAUCAGUGGGAAGGUGUGUGGAGGGCUUGUUACCAGAGGAUGUGCUUAGUGUGUAUGCUGCAGUACAUGGGCAGCGCUAUGGGCAAAGGAGUAGCAGGAUUGUGUGGGGCUCGCCAGGGAGAGUACGCCAUCACCAACAACGAAGAUGAGAGACACCAGCAUUCUCAACAUGAUUGGCGUUACUACCUAUGUUGCUUCAGCAAGAGUGGUGAGCGAGCUCAGCGAGGCAAGAUGGUCUUCCUCCAUGGUGUAUUGUAUAUGGAAAUUAUUGAGGCAUGUGACCUUCCAGAUGUUGACACUUCUUGGUUUCGCUCCUCAAAGGAUGUUUCAGACCCUUACGUAACUGUUGAUACUUGCUGUGGGGGCAAGAAGACUUGCCGUAUUGCUAAGACAUCCAUAAUUUUUAACUCCUUAAAUCCGCACUGGGGAGAGAAGUUCCGUAUCGAGAUGUGUCAUGAAACUGAGUCUUUGUUAUUCACCAUCAAAGACUUAGACUUGGUCAAGAUAGAGUGUAUGGGCUUCAUGAGCAUCAGAGCCGAGGACUUGCUUCAGGAAGACCCAGUUACUGGUUGGUUCCCACUUCUCGGCAAGGAUGGUAAUCCAUCUGGUUCAGUCAAUAUUGCUCUUCGUUAUCUUUCCUCUUCAUCUAUCACCCGAUCUAAUGAAGUCCUAGAUACGGUUUUCCCAUUGCGCGUAGGAUGUAGAGUGAAGCUGUACCAAGAUGCUCACACCCCUGCUGUCCCUCCCCUAACUGAUAUUCUUACUAGAAGUGGUGAUCCUUAUGAACCUUCACAAUUGUGGAUAGAUAUUUCCAGAGCUAUUGAAAAUGCCCAGAAGCUCAUCUAUAUAGUUGGAUGGAGUAUAAAAACAGACAUCACUUUGAUACGUGAGGGUGAGAAUGAAAACUUUGGAGAAGUUUUGAAAAGGAAAGCAGAUGAAGGUGUGAGGGUCCUGGUGAUGGUAUGGAAUGAGGCCAUGAGCACAGAUCUAUAUACCCCAGGUAUCAUGGGAACCCAUGAUGAAGAUACUAGAAUUUUCUUUGAAGGCACUGAAGUAGAGGUCUUCUUGUCCCCACGUCAAAAGAACAAAGGAAAAAUAAUGGAAAAUAACUUUGUCUCUACUCUCUACACACAUCAUCAGAAAUGUGUGAUCGUGGAUGCCGAAGUUGAGGGCGAAGACAGGCGUCGUCUUGUUGCUUUUGCUGGUGGCAUUGACAUUACUGAUGGGCGGUGGGACACUCCAGAACACCCACUAUUCAAAACUUUACCAGAUUGUCACCAAAAUGACUUUUAUAAUGGUAUAUGUCAAUCCAGUGUGACAACCGGGCCACGUCAGCCAUGGCAUGACAUUCACAUGUAUAUUGAAGGACCAGCUGCAAUGGAUAUACUCUCAAACUUCAUUGAACGCUGGAGGCGUCAAGCUCCUGAUCGGGAAAAUCGCUUACUUGGAAUUAAUGAAGAUGAUUUUGUCUUGGACUGGGAAACUCCUGAUGAAUCUGUUUGGAGUGUUCAGUUUUUCCGCUCGAUCAACUCUGAUUCGGCACAGUUUGAUACUAAUGCAUUAGAUCGUCUUCUGUCCCGAAAAGGCAGGUUGUAUGAGAAUUCUAUCCAGACAGCAUAUAUUCAUCACAUUAGACGUUCUAAACGUUUCAUCUAUUUAGAAAAUCAAUAUUUUCUUGGUUCAGCUCAUGGAUGGCUUGUGCAGGAGGCCAAAUGCCCUCACUUGAUUCCAAUAGAAAUCACAACCAGAAUAACCAAUGCAAUUAAAGCUGGUGAGGAUUUCCGUGCAUAUAUUGUUAUUCCUCUACAUCCAGAAGGAGAUCCCACUUCAACAGCUGUACAAGAGAUUCUUCACUGGCAGCACCGAACAAUGGAAAUGAUGUAUAGAAAGAUUGCUAAGGCAAUUCGUAAAGCAAAAAUCAGUGCACACCCAACAGACUAUCUUAGUUUCUUCUGCCUUGGUAAGCGUGAAAGUCCUGAUGAAGUGCCCGAUUGUCUUGAAGAACCAAAUCCAGACUCUGUUGCAGCUAAGGCACGAGAUAGUUUACGCUUUAUGAUUUAUGUUCAUUCCAAAAUGGCAGUCUUCGAUGAUGAAUAUAUAAUAGUAGGAUCAGCUAACAUAAAUGAACGUAGCAUGAGUGGCAAUCGUGACUCAGAAAUGGCUGUUGGUGCAUUCCAGCCGCAAUUCACAAAAGAAGAAUUUGGAGACUCUGAAAUUGAAGGUGAUGUUAGAACUUUCCGACUGUCAAUAUGGGCAGAACACUGUGGCUCGCACAUGGAGGAGCAUUUGUCACCUGCAUCUGUAUCUUGUAUGACAGCAAUGAGAGAGCUUGGUGAGGUAAACCUGCAAAAAUAUAUCUCCCCAGAGGUUGAACAUAAUGACUCUCACUUGAUGACUUACCCACUGAAUAUAACUGAGGAGGGUCGUGUGGAAUUGAGAGAGGAUUGUCUUACGUUCCCAGAUACUGGUGGAUCCAUCACUGGCAAGAAUUCUAACUUUUUACCAAAUUCUCUUACCACAUAAAAGAGCUGUCCAAACUCUUGGUGUCAAAAAUUACUUGGGCAUUAUUGUAUCCCAGACCUAAAAAAAGGCUUAAUGCAUGACAUGAGCUGCUUCAUGACUGCUGUGAACAUAGUUGUUCAUUCUGGUAAUAGAUGCAAUGGAGCAAGGGGUCUCAUGUGAAAUCUCAAUUUUCAGCUUAAUAUGCUUGAUCAUCAGUGAAGCAAAUCUGUUGUACUGAAUUCUUUUGUUUGUGAUUAAGCAACAAAAAUUACCCUAGAAUUAAGUCCAAACUCCUCUUGCCUUGCAUUUAAGGUACAAAUCAGUAGAUAAAUGCAUUUUUGUACUGAUACAUGAGCUGUACUGUAGGGGUUAGGCUGUCAGAUAAUUAUUUUGUGUUUAUGGAUUUUUGUAACCCAGAUUGUAACAUAACAAAUAUAUGUACUGUACAUUUGCUAUGAUAUCUUUUGUAAUAAUAAAUUCAUUUUAUAAUACUGAAGAGGGAAAAUAUGGGUUAUCACUAGAAAAACUUUCACUGUUUUUAAAAAAGUGAAAGUUGAUUUCUUCCACUGUUUAUAUCUUCAUGGUUACUGCUACUGUUUACUUGUGUGUGUGUGCAUAUAUAAUAUGAAUGCGUACAUGUGUAUAUGAGGUUACAUGCAUACACAGUUAUGUUUUGUUAAGCUAAAAUUUUAUGACUGUCCAUACCAGCAUGGAACUGAGUAGAAAACUAAUGAGAUUAAAAAAACAGGAAUAGAUGAUUAGCAUUUUGAAAUAUAUUGUAUAGAUAUUUUCAUUAAAUAAAGCAGAUAGAAAAUAAUGUAUCAAGAGAUACUGUAUAUUGCAGCAGUGUACAAUAUGUGAUAGAUGAGCUUUUGAACAAUGAUAACUGAAAAUAAAAAAAGUUAUAUAGAUUAUCUGAAUUUUUUUCAUGCUCAUGUAGACUAGUCAUGUGAUCUACAUGGUACUGUGGAUAGUAAUAUAAGUUAGGAUAAUAUGAGGGAGCAAUGGAGCAUUUGUGAGAGGAAUUGUAUUGAUGCAUAUACAGUGGACCCCCGGUUUACGAUCAGCUCCCAAUGCGACCAAUUAUGUAAGUGUAUUUAUGUAAGUGCGUUUGUAUGUGUAUGUUUCAGGGUCUGAAAUGGACUAAUCUAAUUCACAAUAUUCCUUAUGGGAACAAAUUCGGUCAGUACUGGCACCUGAACAUACUUCUGGAAUGAAAUAAUAUCGUAAACCGGGGGUUCCACUGUAAUUUAAAAACUGAAGCAUAUUUUUUUUUUUCAAUUAAAAAUACCAUAUUGGUAGAUGUAGCUUGAAAGUUCUGUUGGAGUAUGAGAGCUUUCAAGCAUACCUGAGAUCAAGUUGAGGUGAUCUCAACUGGCUACAGUUAGUGCUUGUAAAAUUAGUUUGAGUAGAGGAUUGAGCCUCGUUAAUCCUUGUGCCGACUAACUCUGACCUCUGGUAUAGUGCUUCACAUAAAGUAUAACUAAAACUCUGAAAUUACUUCUAUCACUCAAUAAUUAGACCUGUAAAUUAAAUAUUAUGAGAAAUUCAUGAGGGAUUUAGUGGUCAAUGCAUGGUAAUCACGACACUACAUUCCAUGAAUCCUGGUAAAAUGAGGUAUGGAAUUACUGUAACAAAAAAAAAAGUGCAGCUUAGUGAAAGUCUGAGAGAGAGGUGGUAGUGUGUUGAUACCUGCAGUUGAGUGAGAGAUAUGAAAAUGAUAUGAAAGCUUUUAAGAUUAUUAUUAAUAUAAUUAUUGGGAAGUGCUAAAUCCAUAGGUUCAAACAAUGUCUAUGGAAUGGGAGGCAGUCAGAUCGAAGGAAAGGAAGGGGUAGGUUCAAUUUCUUACCCCCAUACCAGCAUCAAGGCAUUGGCCUUGAGGUGAAAACUUAUAAAUUAUAAGUUUAAUAUAAGCAUUAGUAAAAGGAGACUGUACUAUACAGAAGAUGGAAUGAUUAUGAUUUUAUGUAGUAUUUGGAUAACAUUGUAAAUAAGAAUUGUAGUGAAAAGUGGAGAUAUUUAUCAUUUCUGUUCUCAAGGUAAAUUGCCAGAUUCAAAAUUAACCUGCUAUUUACAGAGGAAACUGACUAUCAUAUAACACACUCAUACUUUGGAUAUUAAACUUUCAUUUUGUCUAACUGAUGCACUAAGCACUCCAGUUCAUACUAAUACUCCUCCUACUGAUAUUCUUAUGUCUAUUUUAUUUCCUGCUCUUCUAGCUCUUAUAAAGUAUUGGUGAAAGUAGACACUCUGUUUCAUGCUCUUCGAUUCUGUCUUGUUAAAUUGCCCCAAUACACAACAUUCCUCACAGAAUCUCAGUCUUGGUUCUCUUUCUGCAAUUUUUCGUCCACAGAGUUCUCUCUCUCUCUUCACUGGAAAAUUGUAGGUUUCCUACUUUAUUCUAAGCCAGGUACUUCAGACCAAGCCACUUCUCAUUAUAAUCCUCAUCGCUCUUGCUAGUUGGAACACUUGGUUAAAAAAUGUUUGGUAUGGUACUAAGAAACCCAAAACUCUCUCUUUUGUUACCAGUCUGGCUUUCAGAAGGGCCAUUCUACAAACUGCCCCUUAAUCUUCUUUGAUACAUACAUCUGCAAUGCCUUUGUUGAUAUCAGUCAGUUUACUACAGAUUUUUUUUUAUUUUGAGAAAGCUUAUGAUGCUUUCUCUUAGGCCUCUAAGGCAAUUUGUCACUUUUCCUUAGAGAUUUCUUAUGAGACAUUUGUGUGUUCAGGCAUAUAACAUCUUUUCCCCUGACUCUGUACAAGCUGAAGGCAUACCUCAAGGCUGUGUUUUAAGCACUAUGCUCUUCAUACUUAUCAUUAAUGACCCAGCCUCUAUUCUAACUUGAAAUAUCCAUUCACCUAUAUAUGUAAACAAUUUUGCUGUAGCUUGUGCAGGCACAAACUGUCUUCUUGUAAGAGCCUCUUUCCAGUAUGCUAUCGCUUGUGCUUCCAGCUGGGCUACCUCUCAUUGCUUGAGUUUUCUAUUGCUAAAACAAACCAUAUAACAUUUACAAGACAAGUAGGACUACGUAAAGUUCUCACAGCAGGCGAAGAAAAUCCACUAAAAAAACUGGAUUUCUGAGCUAGCCUUCAUAGAGUGUGGAUAUCUCACUCUACCCCUACCUUGAGCACCAGUGAACAUUUUUCCUUUUUUUUUUUUUUCAUGUGAUGAUUAUCCUCAUUAUACACAGCUUGCUGGGCAGUUCAUUUGUGUGCCAUACACGAGCUCUGAUGUGCAUGGGGAAAGUCCAUCAUUGAUGACUCAGGAAGGAAGAUGUGGGUAGCAGGCUCUUCCAAGGUUUAGGCAAGGGAAUCCACCUGAUCUAAUUUUUUUUUUUAUAAGAAACUUGUUUCCUCUCCAUUACCCACUCACAUUUGGGCAACAUAUUCACCAUACUUGUAGGAGCAAGGCUCAGGGCACAAGCUGUUGUAGCCCUUCCAAACAAGAAGGCGGCACCCCAUUAACCCUCACUGUUCUAUACCUGUAUGGUUCCCAUGUCCCUAAAGAUGUCUUGGUUUUGGGCCCUCUCCCUGGAAACUUGCAUAACUUCCCUAAAAGCUGAUUGUUGUUGCUGCCUGAAUUUAAUUAAAACUUUAGUCCAACUUUCUUGGGGGCUGAUAGACAAACCCUUCUUUGUGUACAUUCAGCUCUAUUUUUAUCUAAACCAGACUAGUGACCAGCUACAUUGUUCAGCCUUUCCCGCUACUCUUUCUAAACUUGGCCUUAUUUAUCAUGAAGGAUUACAUUUGUGUCUUUGAGCUUUUUGAUUUUCCUCAAUUGAGAGCUUGGUAAACAGGUAAACACCCCAUUUUUGCAAGAUUGUCUCCACUGUUUUGUAACUUCCAUGACCCACAUGAUUCUGCCACAUAACUGACAGUACACUUACAAGAUAUUAUCAAGACAAAUUUAGUUGUUGACCCCAUUCAUUUUUAGUAUUUCCUCAAUGUAUUCAUGUUCUUAAUAAAUACUUUAGUUCCCCCUCCCCUAUGUGUUCACUCUACAUCUAUUCCUUGCUUCCUUUUGAGGAGCAUGGGUUAGAUUCUGUGCCCAAAAACUCACCUGCCCACUACAACCUUAUACUCAUUCCUGAACACUCAUUCUCAUGCCAUAGCUGUAUAUGCUGAUGUCUGUCAGUCCCUUGAUGGCCCUCUCAAAUCUAAGUUACUACCUAGAAUCAUUAAUGGAAGUCAGUAGUAAGGGUUCAAGCAUAGGACAGACAAAGGUCACAAGUGAAAAUAGUUAUGUUCAGGUUGGCCAUCACUAAUUUGGCAUCAUUGGGACCUGUAGUGUGCCGGAUUAGCGAGUUUGCCGGAUUACAGAGUGGUUAGGUUAGAAUACACUUAAUUAACCUAUCAGUAGAGACUUUCUGCUAUAUCUUCCUCAUUUUCAUCACUACUUUCUCCUCCACUUGCUUGCUGCUGUGGAUUUACAACCAUGUGCACAAUUUCUGAGUCAGUUUAAUGAUGAAAUUUGAGUCAGUAUAAUGAUGAAAUUUGAAAUUAUGCUAGCCAAAAUUAGUGCCAGAUUACUGAUGGAACUGGAUAACUGAUUGCCGGAUUAGUGAUGGCUGACCUGUACUGUCAUCUCACAUGAACUAGUAGACCACCUACUUCUCCUAUUUAUUUUUUUGGCAGAAUAAAAAUGAAGUAUAUAUAUGAUACUGAACAAAUGUAGUGAAUUUAGUCAAGUGAAAAAUUAUGCCUUGCACAAAUUAAUUAAUUCUGAUGACACAUGUAACUAUAGAAAUUAGUACAGUGAUAUAUAAGAAUUUUCAGUCAAAGAAAUAAGGCAAAAUUAAAAAAAUGAAGAGAUUACAAGGAUAUGCUAAUAAAAAAUGAGCAUAUAUAGAAUGUUAUCACAAAUAAUGUAAAAAUGCUUUGCACCAUUGAUGUGUUGCACUUAUGGUGUUUAGCCACAGAAAAAAAAGAUAUAUAUAGUACAUAUUUUUAUUCUUUGUCUAAUGACUGGAUUAUGGUCAACCUGUGCAAUAUCUUGGCAGCUGUAGCACAUUCAUUAUCAAUCACUGGAGGAAUUUCUUUGCAUGAAGGUCAGUGCACUUAGAGAGUGGCUAUAAUAUUCUAACAUUGUAUCUGUGUGGAUUACUUAACUAAUUGAACAAGUUAAAAUUAUGGCACCCUCUGAUUACAAGGCUCCAUGUUAUGGGAGGCUUUUGCACAACUUUCAAUACAUUUACUUGAGGUAAUUAAUAGAUGUACUGUAUGUAUAUAAACAGCUCUAUACUAUUGAACGCCAAAGUUUUUGAAGUUAAAAGUACAGUCAUACCCCGCCGUAAGUCAUUAAUUGGUUCCAAAAGCUGUGACAUAACCCAGUUUUUGACGUGAACCAGACAUAAUGCUUUAAAAAUGCCUUAAUACGACAACAUCAACUGUAAAAUCAGCGUAAAUAACUCAUGAAAGAAUAUAACUAUCGCUAAACCUUAAAGAACACUAAAAACACAUUUUAGUCGUAUUUUUUAAAGAAUGAUGAACACAAUUAAAAAAUUAUGUUAAUACCUUGUGAUUUGCCCUUAGUGUGACAAAAACACCUUACAAGUAGCAUAAACAACACACGAAAGAAUAUAGCUCUUGGUAAGGCAUUAAAGAAUAUUUUAGUCUUAAUUUGUAAAGAAUAAUAAGUAAAAUUAUAUUAUUUACCUUAAACAGACACUUUUUCACUUUUUUCAUACCUUUUAAUCAUAUUUAACUUCCAUUGUAACCACAAUAUGCUUGGAAUCACUUAGAACCCAUGGCUAACACAAACCCAGUAAAGGAGUAAUCACAAAAGUAAGUGAAAGGCAAAACAAGCACACAAUUACAGCACGGGCAAAAAUGCACGUGGCAUUUCCCUGGUUUUGAAUGAGAACCAGCAGCAACGCUACCACGCAACAAGAUGGCGGAACUACAUAAUGACGGACAUUUGUUUACAAUUUUCCAGUGUAAAUAUUUUAUUGUAUCUACAUACAUUUUUUUAUUUUAACGUGUUUUUAUUGUAUUUAAAAAAAUUUUUAAGCUUCUUUUAUUGUUAAUUUUUAUAUUUUAUUUUAAGUAUAUUUUUAGGGAAAAAUUUAUUAUUUCAUGUCCCAUUAUUAUGAUGUAGGUAAUGUUGCUGAGUGACAUAACAUCAGACGUAAUGACGUUUGCUGAACUGAAAUUUACUCUAGAAAUGUGGCAUAAAGGCAAAUUUGACAGAAGCCGAAAUGAUGUAAAGCAGGGUAUGACCGUACGUAGCUGUGAAAAACUCGCACUUAGGAGAAGAACCUUUUGAUGACAUUUCAUACCAUCCUGGACAAUAGUCCAGGAGAGACAAAACAUGGUCAUAAGGUUCCUCUGCUAAGUGCAGGUUUUUGGUGAAUUGUUCCAGCCACAAUAAUGUGAUUUUUUAUUCUCCAGUUGCCUUAUUCACCCAUUCAUGUGACAUAUUCUUAUGACUUGGUUAGAGACAUUUUAUUCUCUUGUAUAUAUUUUUUUACUUUAUUAUGCAAUUAAUUUUCAUACACAUAAAACAAUAAAUAUAUUUUAUCAAUAUUAUGGUAUUCCUUGAUAGUAAGAAUAUGUUUAAUACUGAAUAUUGUUUUAAUUGAAUCUUCUCCAUUUUUAAAUAUUCUUCCUGUCAUGUAUAUACAGUUAUACAAUGAAUUUGUAUUUAAUGAAUCAAAAAGGUUACAAAUAAAAUUCAGUGUACAUUUAUUUAUCACAAUUUUUUUUUUCAAUUAAUGUCUAUUAUACAGCCUCUCAAUACUUAACGAUGAAGUUCCGUUCCUAAGACCACAUCAGUAAACAAAUUUGUCGCUAAGUGAGGAGCAUACUCAUAGUGGUAGUGAGUUUGUAUCAACCAUCUUUGAUAUUGUUUUAAUGUCACCUUUGCACCAUCUAUAACAUUUCUGGUAUAUUCAUAAAUGCUUAUACAGUAAUGUACUGUAUAGGGUAAUAAACAGAAUAGAGGAAAUCUGCUCUAAUAUACAUUAUCUAGGUACGUAUACUGGUCAGAGAGCCUAUCGUAAGUCCGAGGCAUCGGUAAACGAGUACGUCGCUAAGUGAGGAGAGGCUGUAUAUAUAUUUAAACAUCUUGCAUAAUUUUUUAUGGCAUUGUUUCAUGGAAUUUUUGGUUUAGAACCAUAUAAACUAGUCCUAUUAAUGUUUAUCCUAGGUGGUAAUCAGUUAUUUUUAACAUCUCAAAACCAAUGUAAAUUGAUAAGUUUGGGUAUAAUUGUUUUUUGUAAAUGUUUAUAAAAAUUCAGACAGUACUGUAAUACUUUGAAUGUUCUUCCCAUAUGUGUACCAUAUUGUAUAUUAAAUUUUAUUCAGGAUUUUUUUUUGAUCAUCUUGCAAAUUAUAUUAUUAAAAAGGGGCUCAAUAACUAUAAGUAACAGUAUGUGUGAAAAAAGUGAAUGAAAAAUUUUCAGGGGUACAGAAAUGUUGCAUUAAAAGAGUGACAUAUGGUUGAUUCUUAUGAAGUAUAUAUUAUACAGAGCAUAAGGUAGUCUGUGAUAUACAACUACUGUAACAUAGAUUUAUAUAAAGUGAGAGCUACUUAAUGGGGAACAAUAUAACUUUUUAGAAAUAACUGCUUGUCAAAGUUUGCCAUAUUAUAGCAGAUAAGAUGCAAAAAGUUAUUAAUGGCCAUAUUGGUUUUACAUAUAUAAUUCAACAUUCUGCUUAGUUUAAACUUUGAGAAAGUAUAAUGUAUGGGAUAAUAAGAGUAAACAAUAUGCAUUGUUGCAAAGUUUUGUUGAAUAAACCACUAUUUUAGAAAACUUAACCAGUACAGUUAGGUUUUAUUGCUUAGUGUGGUUGGCAACUGCAUGUUAAGGGACAUACAGAAGUUUUCCAAAAAUCAUAAACAUACAGUACAAGCAUGCAUGAGAAAGUAAUAUGCACUGUAUAGAGCAAAGAUGAAUUUUUUAAUGUGUUACUGAAGUCACUGAGUAUUACAGUACAGCAUGUCGGUACAGCUGAUAAUGUUGAAGCCCUUAAAAAAAUAUAGUAAGCUUGAUUGAGAGUAUUUUUAAUUGCUUACUUUAAAAUGUUUCAUUUGCUACUACAUUCUGAUAUUCUGUAAAUUGAACAAAAUCAAAUAUAUAUAUCUGUAUAUGCUGUGUGUGUAAUUGUCUCUUUGUGAUUACCUAUUUUAAGCUUCAGGAACAGAGCUAUUGAUCUUCCCCAGACAAGAGCCUGUAUGCAAGAUUGGCGAGAGGCUUCCAUGAAUUUCAAUAUCCUCUCGUGUACAGAUUAUUCAGAGAUGUCAAUAAUAUUACUUCAUUUAGUUGUCAGCCCCAUUUAUUGUGGCUCUUCAAUCUCCACAUUUGAACUUUGGCCACAUCUCUAUCUUUCCUUUUCAUUCCAUCCCAUAUUAUACUUUUCUUCAUCUCUUUGGGAAGUUCUGACUAUUGAAGUUUGUUCCUUCCCCCUUCCUUACCUCUUCUUUGAAAUUCAUUAACAUUCUUAAGCCAAUGCAGUGUACAAUGGUAUUUCAAAAUUCCUAAAUGUGGUAGGUUAUGCUCCUGCUGUUCUAGAUAGGUAAACAUUUACUAGCUGGCCAUCAUUUUCAGCAGUUCUUUUUGCUGUCAUACACACUGCAAUUGUUGUAUGUUCACCUCUUCAUUCAUUCUUUCAGACCCCCACAGUGCAUUACAAGCUAUUUAGAAAUUCAACUUCCCACAUCCCACUGUAUUUUGCAUACAACAAUGAUUAUUUCUAAUUUCUAGCAAGAUCAAAGUAGUUUUUUGCCAAGUUCUGGGACACACUGAUAUUUAGAGAAAUGAACAUACAGACUUGGUCACUCGAUAGGUACUUAUAAACUGCCAAUCCCCUACAGGAAGGUCCCUUUCUCAGAUUAUUCUUGAGAACUCUCUCUACAUUUCAGAAGUCACUGGCACUAAUUCUGGUCAGAGUUAGUGUACAACAAUUUUUUUUUAUCAAACCACAAUUGGGUUCUUGGCCAUCUUUCCAUCACUGUCAGAUGGGCCUCUUAAAGAAGGUUCCUUGAUAUGAGAGGCUCUUAAUCCAAGGAACUGGGUUUGACCUCCCCAUCCUUUGAUCAAACCUGACUCCUUCCAAUUCCCUUCCUUCUGGUGCUGAUAAUUCCUACAUGUUUACUUCCUUUAUAAAUGUAAUAAUAAUAGUGACAGGUGUGGGAAACUGUACUGCCAGAGUUACAAGUUAGACCACCUAGAUGAAACCCAGCAUUUCACUGAACACUGCCAAGCUGAACUAUUGGCCUGCCAUACCUUAGACUGUUCUCUCAAUUAUCAGAGAGCAUGCAGAAUUCUCUUUCAACAUCUUCAGUGUGUGACCUCUUUGAUAGUCCCACAAAAAUCCUUUAUUGGCUUUCUAAUAGAAAUUAUCCAUUGCAUCAAAUUUGACACUAAUUUUGCACUUGCAUUAAAUGCCAGCUCCACUAAUGCCCACCCAUACACCACCACACCACAGUGCUACAUAACCUUCAUGGGUUUAGCUCUUAAUUUUUAAUCAUGAUAAUAUACUUAUGUGGCCCAAUUUCGGUAUUUAAAAGUUAUACAGUAGCACCUACUACUUCUUAAGAUUCCAGUGAAAAUAAAUCAUAUUGACUUGACUGGGUUAUCCUAUUUUAAUUUCUUCAUAAGGUUACUAUACAAGAUCAUGCUAAAAAUGUAUACCCAUUUACAAAACAAUAAAAAUUAUUAACUCCCUUUACACUGCUCUACCACUUGAUUUGUGAAGAAAAACUUUAUAGUAUGCUAUUGGUAAUACUGUUUUAUCUUAGUUUGAAGCUGUGCUCUCUUAUUCUCUUUUCCAUCUAUAUUUUUUAUCAGUACCAGAACAGAUAUGCAAAAAAUUACUGAACGAAGUCUAAGGCAGUGGAUGGAGUAAACUUGUUUGGUAUCACAAGCAAAGGUUUUGAGUGCUGCAACAGCAUUAAUUUAUAAAAAUUAUUUGGUAAAUUUAACACACAAGAUGAAACACCAUAAACAUAGCUCUGCUUCUGUACUUAUAAAUAAAAAGGUUAUCACAAAAAAGGUAAUUAACACAUAAUUAUAGCUAUUUUGGUGCUGAAGGUUUUAGAUUCAAAUAAAGUUGUGGAUUUUUUAUGAA
Molecule: messenger RNA, 15346 nt
Organism: Cherax quadricarinatus
Lineage: Eukaryota; Metazoa; Arthropoda; Malacostraca; Decapoda; Parastacidae
Source: RefSeq, a predicted model, not a curated record